UCUUCUGUUUUCCAGAUGAGGAGCCAGUCUCAGAGGGUGUCAGCCUAGUGAGGGAGCUUGGCUUGGACUCCUGGUCGCUGUGGAGCAGACUGUCAGGCCGAGAUUCCCCAACUGGAAGGAAACAGGACUGCCCAGUUCAGGCUGCUCUGCACUUCGCAGAGAAGCUGCUGGUGACCCAGCCUUGAAGUUCCUGGUGUUGGCACUUGAGCACCGACAGCAUUUUACCCAUGAAAGCUCAGAAGGCUGGACGACUCCAGUACCCGGUGUUGGUGGAAUGAGCGUUGCAUGUGUCUUGAAGAGAAAAGCAGUGCUUUGGCAGGACUCUUUCAGCCCCCACCUGAAACACCACCCUCAAGAACCAGCUAAUCCCAACAUGCCUGUUGUUUUGACAUCUGGAACAGGGUCGCAAGCGCAGCCGCAGCCAGCUGCAAAUCAGGCUCUCGCAGCUGGGACGCACUCCAGCCCUGUCCCAGGAUCCAUAGGAGUUGCAGGCCGCUCCCAAGACGACGCUAUGGUGGAUUACUUCUUUCAGAGGCAGCAUGGUGAGCAGCUUGGGGGAGGAGGAAGUGGUGGAGGCGGCUAUAACAAUAGCAAACACCGAUGGCCUACUGGGGAUAACAUUCAUGCAGAGCAUCAGGUGCGUUCUAUGGAUGAACUGAAUCAUGAUUUUCAAGCACUUGCUCUGGAGGGAAGAGCGAUGGGAGAGCAGCUCUUGCCAGGUAAAAAGUUUUGGGAAACAGAUGAAUCCAGCAAAGAUGGACCAAAAGGAAUAUUCCUGGGUGAUCAAUGGCGAGACAGUGCCUGGGGAGCAUCAGAUCAUUCAGUUUCCCAGCCAAUCAUGGUGCAGAGAAGACCUGGUCAGAGUUUCCAUGUGAACAGUGAGGUCAAUUCUGUACUGUCCCCACGGUCGGAGAGUGGGGGACUAGGCGUUAGCAUGGUGGAGUAUGUGUUGAGCUCAUCCCCGGGCGAUUCCUGUCUAAGAAAAGGAGGAUUUGGCCCGAGGGAUGCAGACAGUGAUGAAAACGACAAAGGUGAAAAGAAGAACAAGGGCACGUUUGAUGGAGAUAAGCUAGGAGAUUUGAAGGAGGAGGGUGAUGUGAUGGACAAGGCCAAUGGUUUACCAGUGCAGAAUGGGAUCGAUGCAGACGCCAAAGACUUUAGCCGUACCCCUGGUAAUUGCCAGAACUCUGCUAAUGAAGUGGAUCUUCUGGGUCCAAACCAGAAUGGUUCUGAGGGCUUAGCCCAGCUGACCAGCACCAGUGGUGCCAAGCCCGUGGAGGACUUCUCCAACAUGGAGUCCCAGAGUGUCCCUUUGGACCCCAUGGAGCAUGUGGGCAUGGAGCCUCUGCAGUUUGAUUACGCAGGCACGCAGGUACCCGUGGACUCAGCUGCAGCAACUGUGGGACUUUUUGACUACAAUUCUCAACAACAGCUCUUCCCGCGGCCCAGCGCGCUGGCCAUGCAGCAGCUCACCGCGGCGCAGCAGCAGCAGUACGCACUGGCCGCCGCGCACCAGCCGCACAUCGGUUUAGCUCCCGCUGCGUUUGUCCCCAACCCGUACAUCAUCAGCGCUGCCCCCCCAGGGACGGACCCCUACACAGCUGGACUGGCCGCAGCAGCGACACUAGGUCCGGCCGUGGUCCCUCACCAGUAUUACGGAGUCACCCCCUGGGGUGUGUACCCCGCCAGUCUUUUCCAGCAGCAAGCUGCUGCCGCUGCUGCAGCCACCAACUCUGCCAGCCAGCAGACCACCCCGCAGGCCCCGCAAGGACAGCAGCAGGUUCUCCGUGGAGGAGCCAGUCAGCGCCCUUUGACCCCAAAUCAGAACCAGCAGGGACAGCAAACAGAUCCACUAGUGGCAGCUGCAGCCGUGAAUUCUGCCCUUGCGUUUGGACAAGGUCUGGCUGCAGGCAUGCCAGGUUACCCGGUCCUGGCUCCUGCUGCGUACUAUGACCAAACCGGUGCCCUCGUGGUGAACGCAGGGGCAAGAAACGGUCUCGGGGCUCCGGUUCGGCUCGUGGCUCCUGCCCCCGUCAUCAUCAGCUCCUCGGCUGCACAAGCAGCUGUCGCAGCAGCCGCAGCUUCAGCAAACGGAGCAGCCGGUGGGCUUGCCGGGACGACAAACGGACCCUUCCGCCCACUAGGCACGCAGCAGCCCCAGCCCCAGCCCCAGCAGCAGCCCAGCAACAGCCUGGCUUCCGGCUCCUUCUACGGCAGCAGCUCUCUGAGCAGCAGCUCGCAGAGUAGCUCUCUCUUCUCCCAGGGCUCUGCCCAACCCGCCAGCACGUCCUUGGGGUUCGGAAGUAGCAGUUCUCUCGGAGCCACCCUAGGAUCAGCCCUUGGAGGGUUCGGAACCGCAGUUGCAAACUCAAACACUGGCAGCGGGGCCCCCCGCCGUGACUCCCUGACUGGCAGCAGUGACCUUUAUAAGAGGACGUCGAGCAGCCUGACCCCCAUUGGACACAGUUUUUAUAACGGCCUUAGCUUCUCCUCCUCUCCUGGACCCGUGGGCAUGCCUCUCCCUAGUCAGGGACCGGGACAUUCACAGACACCACCUCCUUCCCUCUCUUCACAUGGAUCCUCCUCAAGCUUAAAUCUGGGAGGACUCACCAACGGCAGUGGGCGGUACAUCUCUGCCGCUCCGGGCGCCGAGGCCAAGUUCCGCAGUGCGAGCAGCGCCUCCAGCCUCUUCAGCCCCAGCAGCACCCUGUUCUCCUCCUCGCGGCUGCGGUAUGGGAUGUCCGAUGUCAUGCCCUCUGGCAGGAGCAGACUUUUGGAAGAUUUUCGAAAUAACCGGUACCCCAAUUUACAGCUACGUGAGAUCGCUGGACAUAUCAUGGAGUUUUCCCAAGACCAGCAUGGUUCCAGAUUCAUUCAGCUGAAACUGGAGCGAGCCACGGCCGCUGAGCGCCAGCUCGUCUUCAGUGAGAUCCUGCAGGCUGCUUACCAGCUCAUGGUGGAUGUGUUUGGGAACUACGUCAUCCAGAAGUUCUUUGAGUUUGGCAGCCUCGAGCAGCAGCUGGCCCUGGCAGAACGGAUUCGAGGCCACGUCCUCUCCUUGGCUCUACAGAUGUACGGCUGCCGUGUUAUCCAGAAAGCACUUGAAUUUAUUCCCUCAGACCAGCAGAGUGAGAUGGUCCGGGAACUGGACGGCCACGUUCUGAAGUGUGUGAAGGACCAGAACGGCAAUCACGUGGUCCAGAAGUGCAUCGAGUGCGUGCAGCCACAGUCUCUGCAGUUCAUCAUCGAUGCGUUUAAAGGGCAGGUGUUUGCCUUGUCCACACACCCCUACGGCUGCAGAGUGAUUCAGAGGAUCCUGGAGCAUUGUCUUCCUGACCAGACACUCCCGAUUCUGGAGGAGCUCCACCAGCACACGGAGCAGCUCGUGCAGGAUCAGUACGGAAAUUACGUAAUCCAGCACGUAUUGGAGCAUGGUCGUCCUGAGGAUAAAAGCAAAAUUGUAGCAGAAAUCCGAGGCAAUGUACUUGUAUUGAGUCAGCACAAAUUUGCAAGCAACGUCGUGGAGAAGUGUGUCACUCACGCCUCACGUACCGAGCGUGCCGUGCUCAUCGACGAGGUGUGCACCAUGAGCGACGGUCCACACAGUGCCUUAUACACCAUGAUGAAGGACCAGUAUGCCAACUACGUGGUCCAGAAGAUGAUUGAUGUGGCGGAGCCGGGCCAGCGCAAGGUCGUCAUGCACAAGAUCCGGCCCCACAUCGCGACGCUGCGCAAGUACACUUACGGCAAGCACAUCCUGGCCAAGCUGGAGAAGUACUACAUGAAGCACGGCGUGGACCUGGGGCCCCUGUGCGGGCCCCCCAAUGGCAUCAUCUGAGGUGGCCCCGCCCCACGCCGCCCCGCUAACCUCACCGGCCCACUGGUGAAUCCGACCAGCACCCAGGAUGCUCUGGUGCUGUCUGUGAUGCCCACGGCUGCCCCAGGACUCCUCCCUCCCCGGAACAGAAUCAGAUCCUACGAGGAAAUGCCUUUGUAAAUUUAAUUUUAUUACACAUGACAUGUACUAAUUAUUUUUUUUAAUUGACUGAUUGCCCUGCUGUUUUAUGGUGUACAGGACACUUGUACAUAGGUGACCGACGUACAUAGGAGGCCACAUAUUUUGCUCAAUGUUGUAUCUAUAUUCCACAUGCAGAAACUUCAGGGUGGUUGGUUUAACAAAAAAAGUAAAAAAAGAAAAAAAAGAAAAGUUUUUAACUCAUUUGCCUUACCGGCAAGUUUUGCAAAUAACCCCUCCCCACCUCCUCAUUUUAGUAAAAAAUGAAAACAAACAAAAAAACCUGAAAAGUUUGAAUUUUAGUUAAAUGACCCCAGACUGGCAUUUAACGUUGUUUGGAAGUGGCUUGGUUGGAGACCGGAUUAUGCUGGGAACAUGGUCCAGCCGCGUCGUGAGAGGUGGACAGCGGACAUCUUUCCCUGCCGGCCGUGACGGUGGCCGCGACCGGAUUGUUUCCUGCUAACGGGGAAGGCAGGGUCUGAUGACUUCGCAUGAGAAAAGCAUCCAGCUCUGCCUUUGGUCUUGCUUCUAUAAAUACAUAGUGUAUACUCGGUGUAGACUUUGCAUAUAUUCACAUUUGUAGGGCUCUUGUUUUGGUGUCUCUGUAUCUAUAGCGUCCCCGAGUAGUCCGACAUGCUUUUGCUGUACAGUUGUACAUUUGUAUACCUGUAAUGUAAAUGUGGAGAAGUCCCGAUCAACAGACACACGUUUUUGGUAAGAGGAGAAUUAGCCAGCCCUGUGCACUCAGUGUAUAUUCUCACCUUUAUGGUCGUAGCAUAUGGUGUUGUAUAUUGUAAAUUGUAAUUUCAGCCAGAAGUAAAUUUCUUUUCUUUUGAAGGGAUAAAUGUUCUUUAUACAGCCUAGGAAAUGUUUAAAGAGAAAAGUACAGCCUGGUUUUAUUUGUCGCCUAGUCAGACAGUAGCGAGAUCCUUUCUAAAUGUUAUUCAGAUGAUUCAGUUCACACACUAGUGUUUUUUUAAAUCCUAAAAAAAGGUAAUGUUUUGCUUAUUUUGUGACAGUCAAAAGGACGUGCAAAAAUUCCGCCCUGCCCUAGUUCUCCUUACAAUCAGAGCCCCUCACCCUGUAAAGUGUGAAUUGCCCCCCUUUUUGUACAGAAGAUGAACUGUAUUUUGCAUUUUGUCUACUUGUAAGUGAAUGUAACAUACUGUCAAUUUUCCUCGUUUGAAUAUAGAAUUGUAACACUACACGGUGUACAUUUCCAGAGCCUCGUGUAUAUUUCCAAUGAACUUUUUUGCAAGCACACUUGUAACCAUAUGUGUAUAAUUAACAAACCUGUGUAUGCUUAUGCCUGGGCAACUAUUUUUUGUAACUCUUGUGUAGAUUGUCUCUAAACAAUGUGUGAUCUUUAUUUUGAAAAAUACAGAACUUUGGAAUCUG
This is a messenger RNA of Tupaia belangeri chinensis (Chinese tree shrew), 5413 nucleotides long. RefSeq names its product pumilio RNA binding family member 1 (gene PUM1). Gene Ontology annotation, molecular function: mRNA 3'-UTR binding. Lineage: Eukaryota; Metazoa; Chordata; Mammalia; Scandentia; Tupaiidae. Gene Ontology annotation, cellular component: cytoplasm; cytosol. Gene Ontology annotation, biological process: regulation of mRNA stability; miRNA processing. The record is from RefSeq and is a predicted model, not a curated record.